Molecule: messenger RNA, 2656 nt
Organism: Delphinapterus leucas (beluga whale)
Lineage: Eukaryota; Metazoa; Chordata; Mammalia; Artiodactyla; Monodontidae
Source: RefSeq, a predicted model, not a curated record
AGGAAGGUGAUCUCCGCGUCUCACUCUUCCGCCAUCUUGAAGCUCCUCCCCGACAUGACUCAUUUUAAAAUCCAGUAUUCGUUAAUGAAUGCUAUCUGUGAAAAAUAUUUCUUCAUUGUCAUGAAUUUCUGUAAUUGUUUGAGGGUCAUAGUGGCCAAGGUGGAAAAACAUUCACCAGAAAAACGUUAAUUAUUAAUAGCAAUUACUUGGAAAGAAUAUAAAAGGAUUCUUCAAUUCAAAUGAUAGAAUGUACUCUAUAAAGAUUCAUCUGAAAUAAUGAAGACUGUUAGAACCAUAUCUUUGCUUGUUUUCUUCAGCUCCAUUAAAUGUCAGACUCUUCAGAGAAGUUUACUAGAUGCAGAUAGCUGCUAAGCUGUUUUGAAGCUAUUGAUGUUAAAAGGAAGACACUGUUUUCAACAGAGAGCAUGUGUAUGUGCCAUGCAGCACUCUAAUAGCCAGAAUUAUCUAGAGGAGAACUUAAGAGCUGUCACUAGUAUUAUGGUUGCACAGUUUCUUCAGAAAUUGACUUAUGAAAAGGUACAAACCAUAGUUAAAGAAUUGCUAGAUCUUGCAGAGAUGUGCAAGAGCCUCAAGCCACAUGAAUCACCUUCAGAAUGUUGUCACCAAUUGAUGCCUACCUUCCUAGAGCAUAUUUGCAAUAACCAAGGGUUGGCUGACAGACAUGUGUUUUCUGACUGUUGCAAUACAAAUAACUCAGCAAGACACAAGUGCUUCCUGUCAUACAAAAAGGAUGUUGCAGGUUACAGUGAUAUAUUCCAAAUUUCAAAUCCUGAGCAGAUCUGUGAGAUGGACAAAGAGAAUCAUGUGCCAGUGAAAGAGAAGUACAUUUAUGAAACUUCUAGGAAGCAUCCAUUCUUGUAUGGACCCACUAUUCUGACCAUGUCUGCUUGCUAUGAAACAGCUGUUCGGUCUUGUUGCCAAGAAGAAAAUAAGACUGAAUGCUUCCAGAUAAAGCUAGAACCCAUCAGAAAAUACAUUAGAGAAAUAUCUUCGAGGCAUCACCACUUAUGUGAGAUUGGGAUUAAAUUCAACCACAAAGUAGCAAAAGCAGUGGAAUUGGUUCUGUUGACUAAAAAACAACCUAAAGCUAACUUUUCUGAAAUUGCCAAACUGGCCAUGGAUAUUAAAAAUCUGCAUCAGAUCUGUUGUGAAGGAAAUACAGUAGCGUGUGUGCUUGGCAGAAGCCAGCUUAUGAACUAUACCUGCUCUAAACAGGCUACGCUAUCCAGCAAGAUCACUCCAUGCUGUGAGCUGCCAGAACCAUUCUGAGGGGAAUGCAUUAUCAACUCAGAAAAUGACAAACCUGAUCUCUCAUCCCUGCCACUUAGCAGGUUUACAGAAGACCAGUUUGUAUGCAAACAAUUCACUGACAAACAAGAUGACUUCCUACAAGAGUUUCUUUAUGAAUAUUCAAGAAGACAUCCAGAGUUGGCAGUUCCAGUGAUUUUAAGAGUGGAUACAGUAUAUCAAAACUUACUAGGAAAAUGCUGUAAAUUAGAAAAUCCUCUGGAAUGCUAUAGUCAUGGGGAAGAGAUGUUUCAAAGAGUGGUUCAUGAAAGCCAUGAGCAUGUGAAAAAUCAGUGUGAUUUACAUGAGAAAUUAGGAGAUAGUAACUUCCAUGACAGGCUCAGAGUCCUUUAUACUAAGAAAGCCCCACAAUCAUCUGCUCAGGAGUUGGUUAUAUUCACGAAGAACAUGGCAGCUUCUGCCACCACAUGUUGCCCACUGAAUGAUGAGCAACAGUUUGUUUGCAUGGAGAACUCGGCAAAGCUAAUUCUUGGAGCUUUAUGCAGAAGACACGAGGCAGAGCCUAUCAAUGCUGGCGUGGGUCACUGCUGUGAUGACUCGUAUGCCUUCAGGAAGCCUUGCUUUGAUGAUCUGCAAGUAGAUGGAACUUACAUUUCUCCACAUUUAUCCUGUGACCAAGUCGUCGACCUUAAUGAGGACUUGUGCAGAGCUCAGGAGGAGGAAUUAAAAACCGAAAAGCAAAAACUUCUCAGCAACCUUGUGAAGCAGGAACCAUAUGCAGCAGAGAUGCAGUUCCAAUCAGUUAUUGUGGAUUUUGCUCACCUGGUGGAGAUGUGCUGUCAAGCAGAGAAAAGUGAAAUGUGUCUCCAAGAAGAGGGGUCCAAACUGAUCAAAAAGUGCCAGUCUCUUUUGGGAGGCUAAAUGAUUCCAGCAUAUGUCAAUGUACAAUCUUUGCUGAGAACUGCUUUUUGUUUUUCAUGAAUAAUGAAAUGCAUGUCUAAUAUUCAAAAGAAGAAUCAACAUCGUUUUUCAGCUACUAGCAAUGUUACUCAGGAACAUUAACUAGUCUACACUAAAUCUCUCCUGUCCUACUCAGCAGAGAAAUCUACUUAUUGUAACUCUCCUACAACCCGCUUCCAUCCCUUCUCUCUCCCCAUAAGCUUUCUACUUCUCAGAAGCAGCAGCAGAAAUAUGAAACCAAGGGGCCUUUCAAAACCUCAGGUGGAUGUAAUGAGCUGCCACAUUGAACUGGGACGUGGCUGCUGGGUUUCUGGAGUGAAAAAGAACCCAAGUCCCAUUUGUGGUUUCUAUCUGUACCACUACUGAAAAUGAUUAUUGAUGAACUGAAUGAAAUGUGUUUUACAAUAAAGGUACUUACAUGACUGUA